AUGGAGUCUUCGGUCGAACCCAACUGGGUAGUCGUGCGAGGCUUUCGCACUGGCGUGUUCUCAGCGUUUGAUGCCGAACGUUUCACCCGCAAUAUCCCGGACGCGUAUGCUGUACGCUUCAACGGCGAGGGUGAAGCGUAUCACUAUUGGGAGAACGCCUAUUCUCAUAUUCAGGCGAGGAUCCCUGACGGAUGGUGCUUCAAGCAUGACAGCCUCGAAUUAUUUCUGCGCCCUAACGACUUGUCAGGAGCCGUUCGCAUUGGCGAGCUGGCAAGAAAUGACGCGACCUCGGGCCCCCGCGUGUAUCGUGACUGGGAUGCGCUACCCGACGUCCCUCCGUUCUUCCCGCGCGGGGCCGGUCGAUCCGGGUGCGUUCCCGCGCCCUCCAUCCUGCACUCUGAAGCUACAUCCUGGACCGUAACGUCCAGCUCCCUGAAUGCGGGCCGCAGGUUAGACUCUGUAGAGCACGCGGAUCCUCACCAAUACACCGCCGCUAGUACGGCCAGCCCUCUCGACUUCUACCUAUGCGCACAGCCUCCUUCUUCGACGGCUUCCCCAACCCACUCUGCCUUCACGGCGCAAACCGAUGCGUCGUUCUCCACGCCUGCGCAUUGCUCACGGCGAGGUCCUCAAGCGGCUUCCUCCCUUCCCCAACGACUACAAUUCAGCCAGCCAAGCAGUUAUGCCAUCGAGCGUGCUCCUGUUACGCAGUGCCCAUCGCCCACCCUAUCUGAGCACACAAGUACAUGGGAACGCUUUGAGACUAUGUCACUCUCUGACUCUGACGCGGGUAUCCGUGACACGGACGCAUCUCUCUCCAUCUCGCCCCCGCCAGUACAGGCAUCCUCCUCGCUCGGCGCUUCAACUGGUAGCAGUCAAACGUUCCCAUCGUACGCACUCACCUUCCCAUAUUUGUCUCGUUCACGUGGUGAUUUCUUCGUUACGUACGUCAGCGCGACAUAUGCCUCUGGUGAAUCUACGCACAAUGACGAGAGCGAGACGGCCUCAACAGCCACGCUCUUACCCAGGGAGCAGAGAGCGGGCCCAUUAAUUUCAAUGCGCUCUGGCUCGUACAGCGGGGAUGCUAAGAAACGGACGCAGUCUGUUGUCUCACAGCCGGCCUUGCAAAUUGGGCUGUCGUCUCGUACGUUGCAAGCGGUACCUUCAGAUUCGACACCAGUGGCGAGUAUCCCGUCUUCGGCACAGCAAGCGCCGCCUUCGACAUUGGCGCCAGGAGCCAGACCGCCACAGCGCUUACAAGUGAAGGCGAACGUUGGUAAGAGAGGCUCUACGCCAGUACCUCUUUGGGCAUGGGACCGAUCUGUGCAUAGCGGGCGUGGUUAUGUGAUGUUUAAACGGGAAGAGCUUCGCGAUAUACCGAGCGCGAUUGGAGGAGGCCGCCCCGCCUAUUCCGGGCCGAUCCCUAGACCGUCUGAUGGACCUUGGCUUGAUGCUCCUCUCUGGCCGUUUGCCGUUGUCGGACGCGGUCGUGCACCUGGCAUCUACGCAAAGGAAGAAGAUGCGGGAGUCGCCCGUGGGGAUUUCGGCUGGUGGCGAACACUUGGUUGGCCAUCGGCGUAUGCGCUCCUACAAGAGGUCAUUACGCGCGGCCGCAUCGAGGUUCGGCCCUAA
Messenger RNA from Peniophora sp. CBMAI 1063, 1632 nucleotides. NCBI's taxonomy places the organism in Eukaryota, Fungi, Basidiomycota, Agaricomycetes, Russulales, Peniophoraceae. The record is from the annotation of a GenBank genome assembly.